Molecule: messenger RNA, 4115 nt
Organism: Patiria miniata (bat star)
Lineage: Eukaryota; Metazoa; Echinodermata; Asteroidea; Valvatida; Asterinidae
Gene: pnpt1
Product: polyribonucleotide nucleotidyltransferase 1, mitochondrial-like
Exons: 25
Coding region: 34-2373 (779 amino acids)
Biological process (GO): mitochondrial mRNA catabolic process; mitochondrial RNA 3'-end processing
Cellular component (GO): mitochondrion; cytosol
Molecular function (GO): 3'-5'-RNA exonuclease activity; polyribonucleotide nucleotidyltransferase activity; RNA binding
Source: RefSeq, a predicted model, not a curated record
UUACAGCGCCCUCAUUUGCUCAAAAAUACCAAUAUGGCGGCCUCCAUGACCAAAAUCACGCUUUCCCAAACCUCUGUUCUCCUACCGUUAAAAAGACUUUUCUGGCGGUGCAAGAACUGUUCUCGGCAAUGGGUAAUUGGUCCCAGGAGAUGGAGGCAUAUGAAGCCGGUAACUGGAGUAGAUGAUACGGACUCGGUGGAAGCAAACGUUGGGGAUAAAAUACUUCGCUUGUCCACUGGAAAACUGGCGCGAUUUGCCGAUGGAUGUGCUGUGGCUCAGCUUGGUGACACAUCAGUUCUUGUGACGGCUGUGGGCAGGAAGACCCCCACCUCAACCAAUUUUCUCCCUUUGACCGUGGAUUACAGACAGAAAGCCGCAGCUGCAGGUAGAAUUCCCACCAAUCACCUGAGACGAGAGAUGGGGAACACCGACCUGGAGAUUCUAAGAAGCAGAAUGAUUGAUAGAUCAAUACGACCAUUGUUUCCGAAAGGCUAUUUCUAUGAAACACAGGUAGUUUGUAAUCUGUUAGCUGUUGAUGGCGUGAACGAUCCGGAUGUUGUGUGUAUAAAUGCCGCUUCCACGGCAUUGACACUGUCAGACAUCCCCUGGGGUGGUCCCGUGGGUGCGGUCAGGGUGGGGAUGGUCGAUGACGACAUCGUCAUCAAUCCCACCAGGCUACAGUUGAGCAAGAGCCGUCUCAACCUGGUGGUGACCGGAGCAAGGAAGAGCAGUAUAGUGAUGCUAGAAGCUUCAGCCGACAACAUCCUGCAGAAUGACUUUGUCAAGGCCAUCCGGGCUGGCUUGAAAGAGACUCAGGUCAUCGUUCAGCAGAUCGAAAGGCUGACCAAGAGAUGCGGCAAGGAGAAGAGAGUGCCUGAGAAGCUGUUUACUCCAUCUGAGGAACUUAUAGAGGCUGUGAGGAGAUUAACAAGAGACAAGUACUGUGAAGUCUAUACAGAUGAAACACAUGAUAAGUUUUCAAGAGACAAUGCAGCUACUGCCGUGAAGGAUGAAUUUCUAGAUCAUAUCAAAGAAUUAUUUCCGUCGGAGGAGCCAUUUCUCAUCAAUGAAGCGUUUAGUGCAGUUGCCAAAGAAGUCUUCCGUAGUCUUAUACUGGAGCAAGACAGAAGAUGUGAUGGGCGGGAUUUGAAGCAGCUUAGAGAUAUCCGGUGUGAGGUAGACUUGUACAAGCCUCUCCACGGUUCAGCACUCUUCCAGCGGGGACAAACGCAGUGUAUGUGUACUGUGACGUUUGACUCCAUCGAAUCAGCACUGAGAACCGACCCGAUUCUAGAAAUCACUGGGGGAGUGAAGGACAAGAAUUUUAUGUUACAUUAUGAGUUUCCACCUUAUGCAACCAAUGAGACGGGACGGUUAUCAACAGGAAGAAGAGAACUGGGUCAUGGUGCUUUGGCAGAGAAAUCUCUCAAGCCAGUCAUCCCCAGCGAUUUCCCAUUCACCAUCCGGCUGACCAGUGAAGUACUAGAAUCCAAUGGAUCUUCCUCAAUGGCGUCUGCCUGUGGUGGAAGCCUUGCACUCAUGGAUGCAGGAGUUCCCAUCACUAGCCCGGUGGCUGGUGUCGCGAUUGGUCUGGUUGCGGCCACUUCUCCUGAUGAUCCACAUAGCAUUAUUGAUUACAGGCUGUUGACAGAUCUCCUGGGUAUUGAGGAUUACAUGGGUGAUAUGGAUUUCAAAAUGGCCGGGACUAGGAAAGGUGUUACAGCAUUGCAGACCGAUUUGAAGUUACCGAUUCCAAUGAAGAUCAUCGCUGAAGCUAUUCAGCAAGCGACGUCGGCAAAGAGCGAGAUUCUGACCAUCAUGGCAACGGCGCUGAAGAAACCACGUGAGGACCGCAAAGAAAACAGCCCUGUGACAGAAACCAUUGACGUUCCUGUCGCUAGAAGGUCAAAGUUUGUGGGCCCUGGAGGCUAUAACCUGAAGAAAUUGAGGGCGGAGACAGGUGUGACAAUCUCCCAGCUGGAUGAGAGUAACUUCUCCGUCUUUGCGCCGACGCCCAGCGCCAUGGAUGAAGCCAAGGAGAAGAUAGAGGAACUGCUGCAGGAUGAUAGAGAACCUGAGCUUGCAUUUGGUGCUAUAUAUGUUGCUACAAUCAUCGAAGUCAAAGAGAUUGGUGUUACGGUGAAACUCUAUCCCACAAUGCAACCUGCUCUACUGCACAACUCACAGUUGGACCAGCGAAAGGUGAAUCACCCGAGUGCCCUGGGCUUUGAGGUCGGCCAGGAGAUCUCCGUCAAGUAUUUUGGGCGGGACCCGGUCAGCGGCAAGAUGAGGUUAUCCCGGAAGGCCCUCCUGGCGCCCGCCUCGGCCGUUAUCAGGAACCUAACGGGCAAUAAGAACGGCAGCUCCUCCUGACACGAGUCUGGGCACCAUACGGGUUGACUCCAUGCAGCUGUCCUGUUUUUUGUUGUUCAGAGAGAUCCACACAGUUAUAUUUAAAUAAAAAACAACUAGAGAGCACACUCAUUAUGUGUGGACAUGCCGACACGGAUGCGCGGAUUAUUUCACAAUCGUGCCAAGUUCUAAUUAAUACUCUCUGCAUUUUCCCUUCUAUAAAAUGGCCACCAUGUAUUCUCGUCGGCACGUCCGCGUGUGCGCAUACAUGUAGUAUAGCGAGUGCACUCUCUCAUUUAAUAUAAUGUAUGGAGAGAUCCCAUCAGAAAGUUUGGAACCGAUAACCAAAGUUCUUCCAAGAGGGUUGUUAAAGCUACUGUCGUGGAAUGAUUGGUCAUUGUAAUAGAAUGUAUCAUUCAUCUAAGUGUGUACAAUUGGGGAAUUGGGUAUGCACAGGAUAUGUAUAGGUCUCUCUCAAAUGAUGUCAUUUCCUACAGACCAGCCACGUGCAUCGGCAUUUUGAGCAUCAACUUGCAUAAAGCGCAGCGGCUGCAUCGUAUUUCGAGCACAUUACGAGCAACAAGCUCAUGUGUUUGGAACAUUUUCAACACUGCGCAAUGCAUGCUUGAUAGUGUAAAAUACGCAGAUGCAGUCUUCCUACAGAGAUGGCCGUCUUCCAGAGAGACCUAUAGAUACCACUCACAAGGGCCAAGCGAGGAAAGUUUGUUAACAGUGUCACUCUGCGUCAAUCUGCAAAAUGAAUGUAGAAUUGACCAAUUUCAUUGUCAAUGUUCACAUGCGAGGAAUAAAUUAUGGCCUGGUAUCAUAGUGCUCCUACAUGUAAGCACACAAUUUUCAGCUUUAAAAGAGUUUCUGUAUUUUUCAUGGAUACUGUAAGCAGUCAGAGAUUAAACUCACAUAAUUUUUCCCUUCUCAUUGACUUUUCUUCGAAAUUAUGAUUUAAAUAAAAUGACAUAUUGUGGACAAAUCAUUAAAGAAAAUUGGAAAGUUCGUUGGAAAAGUAAAGUUUCAUCUCUGAGCAGUAAGCACAGCAAAGAGCAUACCGACUUCUGAGGUGGAAUUAUCUCAGGUUGAACUAGUAAUGAACAGUAGAAAUGUCCAUGCAGGUCUGGUGAAACAAAACCAUGUUGCACCCGGUAAUACCCGAGCUACAGGUAUCAGGAACUUCUCUUAAUGUAAAUGUAAUGCAUGUGGGAAACUUCCGACUUUUUCAUAAAUGGGCAGGAUCCUGGCACCUACAUGUAUCUGACCUAAGAUUUGUCCCACAGUAGGCAGAAUCUUUUGGUCUGGGAACCAGACUGUCUCCAUGUAUAUGCUCGAGCAUAAGCCCGUCUGCGCAGUGAAAUACACUAAUGAUUAGAGAUAAGUGCCAAAUUGAAACUGCAAAUCCGAGGAAUUCAGCGUUUACAGACAGCAGAUGAAAUCCCGAAGAGUAGUGAAUUUGCAUAAUCGAGCUGAGAUGUUACAAGGGCUCUAAUAGCAGCGUGGCAAGAUGAUUUAUCAAUGUAAAUUCUUAUCCGUGAUAGGUUGCGUAAUUUGAAAUUAACAGAUUGACAAAUGGCAGUGACUUGGUUGGACAUCUGCAUGGUCUGGUCAAAUUCCACUCCAAGAUAUCUGAUCUCAGUGGAAGUCUGGAUGAUUCCAGCGCCUACUUGGAGGGAAACAUCAGAUAAAGAAUUGAGAAUUCUAGUAUUGGCACAGACAAAGAAUUCUGUUUUUUAUAAUUCAUUCAGUAGAAGCAU